AUGGCCGCCAAGCCGGUCGGUCUCGACACUGGAACACGCGACGUGAAGGUGCGCCAUCGGCCGGGGAAACGCCAUCGUCGAUUCACCGAGUUUUGGUCCCCGGAAAGCAGGAAUCGACAGGCUCGCUCCACCGAUUGGUCGCUGCCGGAUUCUUCCGAGCAGGACAAUAUUGCCGGAACGGAAAAAAACGUGGCCUCGUCAUCAACUUCCGGAAGCACAAGGGUUGCUCGGUGGAUAAAUAUCCGGAACCGGAACGGCUUGCCACAAAAAUCGGCCAACCCAGAAAAGGGUCACAGACGCCCGGAAGUUUUGACAGCCUAGAAAGGAAGAUAAAUCACAAGGGGUCG
Molecule: messenger RNA, 347 nt
Organism: Uranotaenia lowii
Lineage: Eukaryota; Metazoa; Arthropoda; Insecta; Diptera; Culicidae
Exons: 3
Coding region: 1-321 (106 amino acids)
Source: RefSeq, a predicted model, not a curated record